UAUGUUAAGAUGCAAUCAUUGGGACAUUUCAUGAGAAGGGAGCCAAUACAUUCUGGGAUAUUGUUAUGAAGAUUCCAUUACAAGGGCAGCCAAUUAUUUGUUGGAAGUUUUGUCAUGUCUUACACAAACUCUUGAGAGAAGGACAUAAAAAUGUAAUGUCUGAUUCAAACAAAUACAGGUCUUCACUUGUUGAUUUAGGAAAAUUGUGGGGGCACUUACAGGAAAAUUAUGGAAAGUUAAUUCGAAACUACUGUAAUCUUCUUGUUGCGAAGUUAGACUUUCAUAAAAGGAAUCCCAGAUUCCCUGGCAACCUAAAUGUAACAGAUGAACAGUUAGAAGAUAUCGGUGAAAGAGAUAUUAAUGUUUAUGUUUUUGGAUCAUUGGAUAUGUCUCGGUCCAAUUCCAUGACUAGUUCUGGCCAGUGUCGACUUUCCCCUCUCAUACCAUGUAUCCAAGAUUCCAGUCAGCUCUAUGAUUACUGUGUGAAACUGCUCUUUAAACUGCAUGCUUCUCUUCCACCUGACACACUUGUUGGUCACAGAGAACGAUUCAAGUAUCAGUUCAAAGGCCUUCGUCAAUUUUAUCUUAGUUCCAGCAACUUGCAAUAUUUUAAGUACCUCAUUCAAGUGCCACUGUUACCAGAGAACCCACCAAACUUUUUGAUAGCAUCAGAUCUAAGUGCUCAUGUUAGUCCUGUAGUCAUCCUUCCGCCUCAGUGUGAAACACCGGAGAAUGAAGCAGUGGAUGGAACUCUAGUAGACACAACCACACCUGAACCCUCGCACAGUCCUAGUCACUUUGAUGAGAUGUUUGGAACAGGAGAUUUUGAAUUUCAAGACCAGAAUGGAUCUCUUUCACCAGACCCUCUUGCUGAAAAAGAAAAGUUGAUUGAACGGUUGUUACAAGAAAUAGAAGACCUUAAAAUGGAAAUACAGAGAAUAAAGAUUGAGGACCAGCGUGUGAUAGAUGAUCUGAAUCGAGAAAUUUCAGCUCUGGAAUCGCAGAUAGCCGAGCAUGAAAGAACCAUUGAGGAACUUAGAAAGGAAAAUGAAUCAUUAAAACUAUCAGCUAAUGCUACUUUGGAAAAAGAGGAGGCAGUGGCUAAGUUAUCAGAAGCAGAAAAAAAAGCAAAAACACAAGAAGAAAAAUUCUUGAAAAUGAAGGAGGUUUAUAACAAGCUACGAGAAGAACAUAUUUCACUUAUUAGAGCUAAAGCAGACAUUGAAAAGCACCUUAGUUCAGCUAGAAACAUGGCUGAUGAAGCGGAGAAAAAUAAUCAGGAGCUACAACAGACCCUGCAAGUGCUGAAGAGUGAGAAAACAGUGGCUGAAGAGAAACUUCAACAGUCUGCUAAUCUUUCUAGUGAAGAACUUGCUGCAGUAACAGAGAGUAAGGUGGAGUUAGAGAAGAUUGUUGAUAAACUGAAAGACGACUUGUUAAAGUUAGAGAAUGAGCAAGGAAGCCUUCAGAAACAACUUGAGAAAUUGUUGGAAGAAAACCUGCUGCUAACAGCUUCUGAAGAAGGCCAUAAAGCCAAAGUGCAGAGUCUAUGGCAAGAUCAUGUAGAUAAACAUCGCGAGUUGUUUGUGAACCUCAUAGGAGAAGCAGAACACAUCGUUCAGACAACACUAGAGGAGUUUGAUAACCCAGCUUUAGCUGCAAUGACAUGUGCACCAGAAUACCUUCUUCAUCAGACAGAACCAACCAAAGUCAGUCUGCACAAAAUGGAGACAGGUUACAAUAAAUAUCUCCAAGAUCCUAUUGAUAUGAAAGAACUCGUACAGUCAUUGAACUUCUUCUCUCACCAGCUAGCAGAUUUACUACUACAUGGAAAAGCUACUUCACAUGCAUCACCUAACAUUGAACAUGGAGAUGAGUUGGCCAGUGCAUGUAGACAUCUGGGGAUGGAUACACUGGACUUGUUUAUGACAAUGAAAGAACAAGGUGCUGAGGAAAAUGUUCCUGCCAAGAUGCUUCAAGUGAGGUCAAGCAUCGAAAAGAUCAAUUCUCUCACAGAAGGUCUAGUCCCUAACAUGUCCACUGAAGACCCCCACAAACUGGGAGAUAUGGUAGAGGAGGAAUUGGGUGAGAUGGAUAAAGUCAUUGAGGAGGCUGCAAAAAUGAUAGAGGACUUGAUAAGCAGAACCAGAUCUGAAGACACUGGCAUCAAAGUUGAAGUUAAUGGGAAAAUUCUUGAUUCUUGUAUUGGUCUCAUGCAGGCAAUCAAAGUCCUUGUUAAGAGUUCCAAAGAGCUUCAGAAUGAAAUUGUUUCUCAAGGAAAGGGCUCUGCUACUGAUAAAGAGUUCUACAGCAGAAACCACCGGUGGACAGAAGGGUUGAUCUCAGCAGCCAAAGUGGUGGGAAUGGCUGCUAAAUUCUUGGUUGAUGCAGCAGAUAAAGUGGUCAGUGGAAAAGGUAAGUUUGAAGAACUGAUGGUAGCAUCACAGGAGAUAGCAGCAGCUACUGCCCAGUUGGUUGUGGCCUCUAAAGUGAAAGCAGAACGAGGAAGUGAAAAGUUGUCCAAUCUUUCCAAAGCUUCUCGUUGUGUCAGUGAAGCCACAGGAAAUGUUGUUGCAACUUCAAAGAGUUGUGCUGAGUUGGUUGAAGAAUCUGAGGUGAUGGAUUUCUCAAAGCUCUCACUUCAUCGGGCCAAGAGACUUGAGAUGGAUUCACAGGUCCGUGUGUUGGAGCUGGAGAAUGACUUACAGAAAGAAAGAAUGAAACUGGCAGCCUUAAGGAAACAACAUUAUCAUUUAGCAGGAGCAAGUGAGGGCUGGGAAGAAGAGGAUAUCCCUAAAUGAAGAGGGUAUUCACAUCUUUGUUAUGUGUGCGUGAUCUUUCAUGUCAUAGUGCUACAGUUUGAUUCGUUUUAUAGAAAAAAAAUCAAUAUGUUCCACAAAAGAAAGCUUCAUCCCAAAGUGUGGUGGUCUACUAAAAGUUGGCUAACAUUACAAGGCAACACACUGACAACUUCCUCCAGAUUACAUAGCUCUCUGUUCUACAUAUAGUCUUGUCAAGUGUCAAUAUUUGUGUAUCUGUUUUGUAUAAGUACUGAAAAGAAAAAUUAAUUUGUACAGUGCUUCUCUUUAAAUAUUCAUGUCACCUUCAAAUACUUGUAGUUGGUAAAGUGGUGAAACAAUCCAUUGAUUAUUUAGUUAUCUUACUCUGUCAUUAUAAUUAUGUUUGUGUAAUUUGUUCAUUUGAUUGAUUCAUUGAAGAACUUUGUACUCUACACAUGGAUCACUUGGUUGUUCAACAACUACUUGAAUGGGUUACUAACCAAAGAACCUUAAAAGGGUGUUAUAGGCCGUAUUGGUUGACACCGUAUGUUUUAGAUCGAAAAUUGCAUUUAUAUUUCAUGUAUAGAAUUAAUAAUAUUCAUAUAUUAAAGUUAGGUUUACUUAUUAUUAUUCAGAGUUUUGUAAUAUUUUAUAACUUACAAUCCAACUUGUUAUGGUUUUUCAUGCAUAGCAUUUACAUAAACUUUCUAACAUCUAAAAAA
Limulus polyphemus (Atlantic horseshoe crab) is the source of this 3502-nucleotide messenger RNA. RefSeq names its product huntingtin-interacting protein 1-like. The transcript is spliced from 29 exons. The coding region runs from base 66 to 2801 and encodes 911 amino acids. Gene Ontology annotation, biological process: clathrin coat assembly; actin filament organization; endocytosis. Gene Ontology annotation, molecular function: phosphatidylinositol-3,5-bisphosphate binding; clathrin-cargo adaptor activity; clathrin light chain binding. NCBI's taxonomy places the organism in Eukaryota, Metazoa, Arthropoda, Merostomata, Xiphosura, Limulidae. Gene Ontology annotation, cellular component: clathrin-coated vesicle; actin cortical patch. The record is from RefSeq and is a predicted model, not a curated record.